AUGGACGGCGUCCGUACCGACACACACCUCGUUCGUGACUUUGAGCGGGUGCGACGCAGCGAUGGCUGCCUCGUUGGCGGUAAAAAUUCCUCCCUAGGGGAGAUGAUCGGAGCUCUCUCAGCCAAAGGGAUUACCGUACCUCCCGGCUUCGCAACCACGUCCCAUGCAUACUGGCACUACAUCAACACCAAUGAGAUCCGGAAGCACCUAGCCGAGCUCAUAGCAGACUGGGAAUCAGGAAAGGCCCACCUCGCCGAGACUGGUCGAGCAAUACGAAAGCUAUUCAUUCGAGGUAGCUGGCCACCCGAUAUUGAGACAGCCAUCCGCGCCGCAUACCGCAGGCUUUGCACCAAAGCAGGCGUCGAAAACAUCAGCGUGGCAGUUCGGUCCAGCGCUACAGCCGAGGACCUCCCGGACGCCAGCUUCGCCGGACAGCAGGAAUCCUACCUCAACAUCGUGGGCGAAGACGCCCUCCUGGAAGCCUGUCGACGAUGCUACGCAUCGCUCUUCACUGAUCGAGCCAUCAGUUACCGGCAAGCAAAGGGCUUCGAUCACCUGCGCAUCGCCCUGUCCGUCGGCGUGCAGUGCAUGGUCCGCUCCGAUGCCGGCGGCUCGGGGGUAAUGUUUUCCAUCGACACUGAGACAGGCUUCGACAAUGUCGUCCUCAUCAACGCAGCCUGGGGCCUGGGCGAGAACGUUGUCCAGGGCACUGUCGAUCCAGAUGAGUACCAAGUCUUCAAACCUCUCCUCUCAGAUGGCUACGUCGUACCAAUCAUCGACAAAAAGCGCGGCGAUAAAUCCAUCAAGAUGAUAUAUGGCAACGACCAGACUCCCACGAGGAACGUGCCAACCUCCAAAGCUGAACGCGCCUCAUUGGUCCUCAGUGACACCGAAAUUCUCCAACUCGCUCGAUGGGCCUGUACCAUCGAAACUCACUACGGCUGCCCAAUGGACAUGGAAUGGGCCAAGGACGGUCUCACUAACCAGCUCUUCAUAGUCCAAGCCCGACCUGAAACCGUCCACUCGCGCCGUGACGCAACCGCGGCCUUCAAGACAUACAAGAUUGGUCAUAAGGGCUGCACCCUGACUACUGGACUAGCAGUCGGUGAUGCCGCCGUCUCCGGUCGUCUCUGUCUGAUCGAGUCCGCGCACGAGAUGGACAAGUUCAUCGACGGCUGCAUUCUUGUCACUGCAACGACCGACCCAGACUGGGUGCCAAUCAUGAAGCGCGCCGCAGCAAUUAUUACCGACCACGGCGGCCGCACCUCUCAUGCGGCUAUUGUCAGUCGCGAACUCGGCGUCCCUGCCAUCGUGGGCACUCAUGAUGCGACCUACGUGUUGCAUUCGGGGCAAGACGUGACAGUCUCGUGUGCCGAAAGCGAUCAAGGCUUCGUCUAUGAUGGCAUUUCAGAGAUUAUCACUCAGACGGUAGACAUGAGCGGACUCCUUGCCAGCCGAACAAAGGUGAUGCUUAAUCUGGCCAACCCGGCCGCCGCAUACCGCUGGUGGCGACUCCCUGCCGAUGGAAUCGGCCUGGCGCGGAUGGAGUUCGUAGUGACCAACGCCAUUCGAGUUCAUCCGAUGGCGCUGGUGAAUUUUGACCGGCUGCAGGAUGUCCAGGCCAAGGCAGAGAUUGAUCGAUUAACAACCGGGUACAAGCAUAAGCCUGAGUACUUCGUAGACAAGCUGGCCCAUGGCUUCGCGGCACUCUGCGCCGCGGUGUAUCCUAAGCCGGCGAUUCUGCGGAUGAGUGACUUCAAGACGAACGAAUAUGCAAGACUAGUUGGGGGAAAGGAGUUCGAGCCUAAAGAGGAGAACCCGAUGAUCGGGUUCCGGGGGGCGUCGAGGUACUACUCGCCGCUGUAUCGUGAGGGGUUUGCUUUGGAAUGUCGUGCUAUUCGGCGACUGCGUGAAGAGAUGGGAUUCACGAACGCAGUGGUGAUGAUUCCAUUCUGCCGCACAGCAGGCGAAGCGGAAAAGGUGUUGCAGGUUCUUGCUGAUAAUGGGUUGCACCGGGGAGAGCAUGGACUGCAGGUGUAUGUAAUGUGUGAGAUUCCGUCGAAUGUGGUUCUGGCAGACCAGUUUGCGGCUCAUUUCGAUGGGUUCUCGAUCGGCUCAAAUGAUCUAACGCAGCUGACGCUAGGAAUCGAUCGCGAUUCAGACGAGCUGGCGAAUCUCUUUGACGAGCAGGAUGAGGCAGUUGAAUCGCUGAUUGCGCAGGUCAUACGGGUGGCGCGCAGGGCUGGUUGCAAGGUGGGCAUCUGUGGACAGGCACCGAGCGAUCAUCCUGAUUUCGCGCGCUUCUUGAUCGAGGCAGGAAUUGAUUCCAUCUCGGUGAUUCCUGAUAGUUUUGUGAAGGUGAAGCAGCAUGUGGUAGCCAGUGAGUCGAGGAGGGAAAUUGAGAAACAGAAGGAUGAUAAGUCUGAUACAUGUGAUUUAUGGUGA
Molecule: messenger RNA, 2445 nt
Organism: Aspergillus tubingensis
Lineage: Eukaryota; Fungi; Ascomycota; Eurotiomycetes; Eurotiales; Aspergillaceae
Product: phosphoenolpyruvate synthase
Exons: 1
Coding region: 1-2445 (814 amino acids)
Biological process (GO): pyruvate metabolic process; phosphorylation
Molecular function (GO): pyruvate, water dikinase activity; ATP binding
Source: RefSeq, a predicted model, not a curated record